Myzus persicae (green peach aphid) is the source of this 1457-nucleotide messenger RNA. RefSeq lists its product as uncharacterized. The coding region runs from base 63 to 1232 and encodes 389 amino acids. The transcript has 8 exons. The record is from RefSeq and is a predicted model, not a curated record. NCBI's taxonomy places the organism in Eukaryota, Metazoa, Arthropoda, Insecta, Hemiptera, Aphididae.
UUGAAUAACUAUUAAAUGUAUUUAAUUUCAAAAUAAUAUUGUAGUUUGAUUUUAAUAAUAAAAUGAAAAGUCAACUAGUUUUUAAUAUUUUCAUUGUUUUAUUAUAUCUAUGCACUUUGGUCAGCCUACUUACAGCAGCUGAAAUUGGCGAAACAUCGUGCCGGUAUUUAGGUGAAAUGGAAAAAGAUGGUCAAAAAUGUCGCGAAGACGUGGUGAAAGUAGAGCUACUUCCACCAAAAUGCACGUCUUUUGUGUAUAAUGGAGUUACAUGUAAACCAAGUUAUAGAAUCGAGUUUAAUGACGUGAUGUACGGAUUAGAACGCUUACGAACACUUCUAAAUUUUGAUAAGCCGGCGAAAAAUGUGUACUUAUUUUAUUCACAUGGAUACACAAUUGACUGGCAUAAUAUGCUUUCGAAAGGAGAUUUUAAACUUGUGAGUAAAAUUGUACACGAUUUUGUUCAGAAGUAUCGUGUGAAAGGGUUGAUUCUGGAAGGAAUUGAUCAUGCAUAUGAAAAUAAAACUGUUGGUGACAUGUACCAGAACUUAACCGAUUACGUAAAUACUAUUAAAGGUGAUAAUCCAAAUUUGGAAAUUGGGUUUUAUUUGAGUGCUAGAACUUUCAUAGCAUUUGAAAGAAAUAAGGCCCGUAACAGUACAAACGAUGAAAUUGAUGAUGGCGAUGACGGUGUCAGUACCGAUAACGAUGACUGUUACAAACCACCUUAUUUUGAUUUCUCAAAGAUGAAUUCAAUUAUGGAUUUCUACUUAAUUGAAUUUCAUACUUUUAACAAAUGUACGCCUGAUUUAUUACGUGGUGGAAUUACACCUUUGGAAUCAUCGAACUCGUAUAUUUAUUCAUUAAACAAUUUUGCAGCACUUUUAGCAAAUUCAACCAUUGAUAAGGAAAAAUUAUACUUUGAAUUCUUAAUAAGUCCUAUACCGUUGACCAAUGAAAUUGGAAAUUUCCCGAAUUGUGAAAUAUCAUAUAACGAGUAUUGUGAAAACGAAGAUGACAAAAAAAGUAAAUUUUGUGCCGAUGACUCAGAAGCAUUGUACCAAAAAGGUAACUUUACCCAAACCUAUGCAAAAGGAUUCAUAGGCAUGUAUAUAGAUUUAGUCGAUCGUGAUAAUAACUGUCAUUGUGGAAAGUACAUGGCGUUUGAUAUGAUGGUAAAAGGAUAUAAUGGUGAAACGGAUCCAAAGGAUUGCGAACCAUUACAAAGCUUUUGAAUACUUGAAUUAAUAAUUAUUGUCUUAUACUGUAAUUAGGUACAGUUAAUUAAUUAUAGUGUCUUCUACUAGUUACUUGAUUCUCAUAGAACGAUUAUUUUAUUUUGUUGUAAUCCAAAAACUAUUAAAACCAUCUGUAUACUUGAAAUUUUUUAAGAAAUAAACAAUCUGUGUAAUAUACCUAGAGAACAAUAAGAAAUAAAAAUAUAUGAUAACAGAAGAAAA